Molecule: messenger RNA, 1499 nt
Organism: Xenopus tropicalis (tropical clawed frog)
Lineage: Eukaryota; Metazoa; Chordata; Amphibia; Anura; Pipidae
Gene: yrdc
Product: yrdC N6-threonylcarbamoyltransferase domain containing
Exons: 6
Coding region: 176-892 (238 amino acids)
Cellular component (GO): cytoplasm; mitochondrion; plasma membrane
Molecular function (GO): double-stranded RNA binding; L-threonylcarbamoyladenylate synthase activity
Source: RefSeq, marked provisional
CACCGUCCCGCCCCCAUCUUGGUCACAUGGCUGCGAUAUUACGACUUCCUCAAAGCCAGUUGUACCUAGUUCGCCGGUUCGCACAUGGCAUGACCAGGUGCUAAGGGCUCAAAUGAGGCUGGAUACCCGGCUGUUGGGAUUAGUGUUUUGCCCAAAGGCACAUCGCAGCCUGGCCAUGGACGUGACGUGCAAAGUGCUAAGCUUGCCAGGUGGGGAAAAUGGAAGAUGCAGAAGCAGACCCACCAGGGAUAUGAAAGGUUGGAAGGAAAUCCUGAACACCUCUCUUGGCAUCCUGCAGCAGGGCGGAGUGAUUGCUGUACCCACAGAUACCAUCUAUGGCAUUGCAUGUCUGGCUCAAAAUUCCCAGUCCAUAAGCAACAUCUAUAAUGUCAAAGGCCGCAAUGGGACCAAGCCAUUGGCUAUCUGUGUGGGGAACGUUGAUGAUAUUUACAGGUACUGCCAAGUGCGUGUCCCAGACCAAUUACUAAGGGACUUGUUGCCAGGACCAGUGACUCUGGUGAUGGAGAGAUCAGACCGGCUCAAUAAGGAACUAAACCCUUUUACAUCUUUGGUGGGUGUCAGAAUUCCCGAUCAUGCAUUCAUAAGGCAGUUAGCAGAGGUCUGCUCAGAGCCCUUGGCUUUAACCAGUGCCAAUAUCAGCUCCCAGGAUAGCACACUCACGGUAGAGGAAUUUAGGGAUCUAUGGCCGAAGUUGUCUCUGGUUGUUGAUGGAGGCCCUAUUGGAGAACUUUCUAGCCCUGAAUGCAGGCUAGGAUCAACUGUAGUGGACCUUUCUGUGCCUGGAAAGUUUACGGUCAUUCGAGAUGGAUGCGCUCUGACUUCCACUGUGGACAUCCUCACAAACACCUAUGGCUUGUUACCAAACUCCUGACAUACCUACCCUAAGGGGCAGUAGGUCUUGGGACCAAUCAGCAGGCAGAGAAUGACAAUGCCCUUUGCUGACUAGACUGGAAGAUUUGCCAAUGGUGUAGCAGAGGAAACACUAACGCAUGGCUUCUGAUCUUAAACCAAUAGGUCAUGUAUGCUUCUCCAUCCUGGCAUAUGAACUUUCUUGUCACUUGAAACUGCAAAUGAACAACAGAACUGUUUUUAAUUUCAAAAGGGCCUGUGUUGCUUAUUUUAAAAAAAGAUAGGAGGCUGCUUUUUUUGCACGGAUUGCAGAACUUUAUUUUGGUUACUUUUAUUUAAAUUAUUGACUUCUUAAUAAAUACUAGCUUGGUUUCUGGACUUGUCCUUGCAUUUAGUUAACAAUAAAUAAUAAAGCACAGAUAAGUACACACGGUCCCUCAUUAAACAAUGUCCACUGACAGCUUUAAAAAGCAGGACAGUUCUCUUUACUUUGACUGUGUUUAUACAAGCAAGUGAUGAGAAAACUCAUGGAAGGAAAUUAAACAUUACUUUAGAGACACUGUACAGUGUCUAAAGGAGAGAACAAUUCUCAGUAAUGUGUCCUUUAUUUUACAGUAUGGCAUACAUUA